AAAACAAGUCAACUGCUUGACUUGGAAUGUAGACCUCUUAGUCUUACCCAUGGUUUUCCUUCACCUAUUAAGUGGGGAGUUGGGACAUUAGGACGGCCAGAACAUCCAGAUUGUUAGCAAGGAGCUCUUACUGAAUGGAGAAGGCAAGAAAGCACAUGCCUUCAUCGUCUUCCUUCAUAGGAAUACUUCUCUUGAUCAAGGUCUUGCCUUCAGGGCCUGGUUUCACACGUGCAACAGAUACUCUUCUUCCAGGCCAAUCUCUGAGUGGUAACCGGACCUUGCUUUCAAAGAAUGGUACAUUCAAGUUGGGUUUCAACUGCCUAUCUCCCCCAUGUUAUUCAGAUUCUACCUUUGGCAUAUGGUACGUUAACUCAUCAACUUGUAGCCCUCUUCUAGUUUGGGGGCCCGACACGGUUUUGCCCAUCUUUAGAACUUGGUCCUCAUCAUUUGGACUCUUAGAAGAUGGCAACCUAUAUCUUAAAAGUGAUGAAGGCUCACUUGUUUGGUCAGCAUUUAGAACGGGCGGAUAUAUUUCUGUACUUGCAAUACUUCUUGACAACGGAAAUCUCGUUAUAAGGGACCAAGUGGAUAUUUCUGCUGUGUUGUGGCAAAGCUUCGACAACCCACUUGGUACAAUACUACCUGGGGGCUGGAUGGGAUCUAAUAGGAUCACUAACAAAGAAGCCUUCCUUAUUUCCAGGGCUUCCUGUUCUGGGAUUGAUCGUUCUACUUUGACAAUAUAUCCAGAGCAAAGUAGAGAAAUUUUGGUCCGGCUUAUUCCUGACAUACUCCCUCCGUUCCUAAAUGUUUGUCUUUCUAGAGAUUUCAACAAGUGACUACAUAUGGAGCAAAAUGAGUGAAUCUACACUCUAAAGUAUGUCUAUACACAUCCGUAUGUGGUAGUCCAUUUGAAAUCUCUAAAAAGACAAAUAUUUAGGAAUGGAGGGAGUAUAUCCCAUCUUCUCCGGUGAAGAGUAUUCUGGUGCUUCUCCCAGCUGGAUGGGAGUUCAUGCAGAUGGAGACUCUCUUAUGUUGUUCGAUGAUGCGCAUCUAUAUGUAUGAUUGGAUGAUAAUGGUACGGUCAGUGCUGCUGAACUAGGGGACUGUGUCUCUGUUGUGGUCUGCUUCACCUAGUGAGCUUGACUUGGUUCCAUGCCGUGAUGCAGAAAGCAUUUGUGUAAUACCAUACGACAGCACUCAGCCUUACUGUUUGAGAGUUACUGCUCCACAUUGUCUAUCUAAUGUCUCCGCUACAAAAGACGAUUAUUUUCAUCAGAUCGACGGGGUCUAUAAAUUUCCAGGAAGUCCUUCGUCAGUCAAAGUAAGAAGCAGCAGAGAGUGUGAAACUGUUUGUUUCAAUGACUGUUCCUGUACUUCAUAUGCCUUCAAUGAAACAUGCUUACUGUGGUACUGGAAGCUGCACAGAGUAUUGGUUGUGUCUGGUUCGGAAUCUCGUUUGUAUAUACGUAUGGGUAACCAAGAAAAUUCGAACUCCAAGAUUGAAUUUGUUGUUCUAACAGUGGUAGGUGUCUUGGCCCUCCUCCUGGUUGGUCUGGUUCUCUUGUGGAGAAGUAAAAGAAAGUUAUUCGUUGAAAGACUAGUGGAUUCCAAUAGUGGCCUUACGGUCUUCUCUAAUACGCAAAUAAAGAAAGCAACGAGAAAUUUCUUGGAAAAACUUGGAGAAGGAGGUUUCGGCUGUGUUUUCAAGGGCACAUUACCAGGUUCCUCUAUGGUGGCUGUCAAAAUGCUAAAAGAUCUUGGACAGGGUGAGAAGCAGUUCCGAGCAGAAGUGCAGACCAUUGGAAUGCUUCAACACAUCAAUCUUGUUCGUUUGUUUGGGUUCUGUGCUGAGGGAAGUAAAAGAUUGCUGGUAUACGAGUACAUGGAGAAUGGAUCUUUGAGUUCUCAUCUGUUUUCGAAGAGUUCUGUAAAAUUAAUCUGGGAGCUCCGGUACAGUAUAGCACUUGGAACUGCAAGAGGCUUGGCUUAUCUGCAUGAGGAAUGCAAGGAUUGCAUCAUACACUGCGAUAUAAAGCCAGAUAAUGUACUCCUUGAUGCAGAUUUGUGUCCUAAGGUUGCAGACUUUGGUAUGGCGAAGCUUCUUUGCCGAGAUUUUAGCAGGGCACUGACAACAAUGCGGGGGGCCAUCGGAUAUCUUGCGCCGGAGUGGAUCUCAGGGCUUCCGAUCACACAUAAGUCUGACGUUUACAUCUACGGAAUGAUGCUUCUUGAAAUCAUUUCGGGGCGAAGGAAUGUGGAGAAAAUCAAGGAAGGGAAGUUCACUUACUUUCCCAUCUUUGCGGCAGUCAAGGUGAAUGAAGGAGAUGUUAUGUGCCUUACUGGAUAUAGGUUGGAAGGCGACGCAGAUGUGGAGCAGCUGAGCAGAGCUUGCAGAAUCGCAUGCUGGUGCAUUCAAGAUGCUGAGGAUCAUAGGCCAAUGAUGGGGCAUGUUGUUCGCAUGCUAGAGGGUGUCAUGGAUGUUGAAGUACCUCCUAUUCCGAGGUCGCUGCUGAAUUUUGUGGGCAUGGAGGAUUGCACUCCCUCUACAGACUUAUAUAGUCUCUGAAGGACCAAAAGCUUCGUUCCAUUUGUCCAGAUCUACAUCAAGAAUUAAGUUUGUGUCUUUUGUACUGUAUUUCCUAAACUGCACUUGUCCCUUAUUGGCCAAGUUUCUGAACUGCAAUUUGUUACUCCCUCCGUCCGGAAAAACUUGUCAUCAAAAUGGACAAAAAAGUAGACUUGUGGAAAAGCUGUUUUAAGCCAACGGCUUCACCUCUUUUAUGACACAAAGGCUUGUCCGUUCAUCUUCAGAACAAUUAAA
Messenger RNA from Triticum dicoccoides, 2821 nucleotides. RefSeq names its product G-type lectin S-receptor-like serine/threonine-protein kinase At2g19130. Gene Ontology annotation, biological process: protein phosphorylation. Gene Ontology annotation, molecular function: protein kinase activity; ATP binding. The coding region runs from base 1469 to 2566 and encodes 365 amino acids. The transcript is spliced from 2 exons. NCBI's taxonomy places the organism in Eukaryota, Viridiplantae, Streptophyta, Magnoliopsida, Poales, Poaceae. The record is from RefSeq and is a predicted model, not a curated record.